This is a messenger RNA of Gadus macrocephalus (Pacific cod), 1805 nucleotides long. RefSeq names its product ADP-ribosylation factor-like protein 3. Gene Ontology annotation, biological process: cilium assembly. The coding region runs from base 156 to 704 and encodes 182 amino acids. NCBI's taxonomy places the organism in Eukaryota, Metazoa, Chordata, Actinopteri, Gadiformes, Gadidae. The record is from RefSeq and is a predicted model, not a curated record. The transcript is spliced from 6 exons. Gene Ontology annotation, cellular component: cytoplasm; microtubule cytoskeleton. Gene Ontology annotation, molecular function: GTPase activity; GTP binding.
GCGGGCUGCAGCCAUUGUUGCCAGAUUGGGCGGGAAAUCUGUCCCAAUCUGGCAACACUGCCCCGGCGGACGACGGAGGCGCGCGGCGUUCUGAGCGUGGUACGUCAUCCCCCCUAGUAACCCUCGGCAGCGUCUUGGGGAGAUAAGGCAACAAGAUGGGAUUGCUGUCGAUUUUGCGCAAACUGAAGAGCACGCCAGACCAGGAGGUUCGGAUCCUCUUACUGGGUCUGGAUAAUGGAGGGAAGACGACCCUGCUCAAGCAGCUAGCGUCCGAGGACAUCAGCCACAUCACACCCACACAGGGUUUCAACAUAAAGAGCGUGCAGUCUCAAGGUUUUAAGCUGAAUGUUUGGGACAUCGGCGGCCAGAGGAAGAUCAGACCUUACUGGAGAAACUACUUUGAGAACACUGAUGUCCUAAUUUAUGUCAUCGACAGUGCUGACAGAAAGAGAUUUGAGGAAACGGGGCAGGAGCUGGCCGAGCUGCUGGAUGAGGAGAAGCUGAAUGGCGUUCCCGUGCUGAUCUUCGCCAACAAGCAGGACCUGCUGACCGCCGCCCCGGCGUCGGAGAUCGCCGAGGGCCUCAACCUGCACACCAUCCGGGACCGCGUGUGGCAGAUCCAGUCCUGCUCGGCCCUCACUGGGGAGGGGAUCCAGGAAGGAAUGAACUGGGUCUGCAAGAGCGUCAAUGCUAAGAAAAAGUAGCUCUGAUUUCUACAGAGCAGGACUGGAAGGGAAAUGUACACAUACACACACACAACCUGCACCCUCCUGAUAUGUUGCUUUGAAUGUACACACACACACACACACACACACACACACACACACACACACACACACACACAUACACACACACGGCGAUAUUCCAACAUGGACUUGAAGAGGAUUAAACCAUCCUACAUCUUUGUUUUGCUUACACUUAUUAACCUCAGAGAAGCUUUGUUUGUCCCUAAACUAAAAAAAAGGAAAUGUUUCGGUUUUUAUUUUAAGGAAAAAACACUGCUCUUGCCAGCUGAAUCCGAGCCAUUCCCAUCUCUUUCCUUCACUUCCUAGGAACCCCAACAUUUCAGGAAUUGCCUGAUUGAUCACUGAAACUACAAUGUUUUGAAUUUAAAGGGUACCCCCUGAGGAACAACUACUUUCCCCUUUUUGUUGAUGUAUCUCUUGGGGCUGAUGGAUGAGUGUCUUUCCACUUUAAGAUGGCUCUGUCUUUUUAUACCAUUCCAUGUCUGUUUGCUUUUCUUGCAAUGGCUCUGCUUGAAGUGAGGUAUAUUUUUGUAAUUCUUUAUUUAUGAUCAUGUAGGAUGCAUACAAAGCCUAAACAUCUACUCUGGUGUGUGUGGGAUUUUAAGAACAAGAAAUGCUUUUUACUAGGUUGAACUUCCCCUUUAAAGGUUGAUACAUCUUCAUGUAUGUUGGAAAAAUAACUAAGAAUUUUGAAGAUAAAUGGUUAAGAGACGCUAAACUUUUUGUGACGAUCAAUUGUAAAUAACUCGGCCCUGUUUUCAUUUGUAAAGUUAUGCACUUGUUGUAGAAUAUACGUUACGUAGCUGGGUUUGUAGGCUUUAAUGUUGACAUAUCUAAUGUGGCAGAUUUGUAACAGAUUUACGCAAGUAAUAAUGUAUAACUUUGAUAACUUUGUGCAGUUCUCUCUUUCUGUUGAUGGAAGUCAUUCUUGGUCAUUUCUUUUGGAAAUUCCUGAAUGAUAUCUGUAAAAGAUCGAAGGUACGGGGAUAAAAAAAUAAAGUUUGACAUGGAGAAGGAUGUUUCCAGAAAAUGAAUCGGUUUAGUUUCAAAACAAUAAAA